This is a messenger RNA of Asterias rubens (European starfish), 627 nucleotides long. Its product is annotated as mucin-2-like. The coding region runs from base 1 to 627 and encodes 208 amino acids. Lineage: Eukaryota; Metazoa; Echinodermata; Asteroidea; Forcipulatida; Asteriidae. The transcript has 3 exons. Gene Ontology annotation, molecular function: protein binding. The record is from RefSeq and is a predicted model, not a curated record.
AUGAAGACAUUUACAGUACUCUUUGCUGUGCUCUUGGUGGCGCUGUUUAUUACAACUGAGGCUAAACCUUGGGGCAGACCAGGCCGAGGCAACAACAGACCCGGUCGACCAGGUCGUCGUGAUGACCGGCCCGAUCAAUGUAUCCGCCGAUGCCCCCGACCAAACCAAGACACUCUAGUCUGUGUGUUCGACGGAGUCCGCAACCGGACACUCCCGUCAGAGUGUAUCUUGGAGAGGAUCGAGUGCAUUAGCGGCCGCCGAAACAUGGAAAUCACCGAUGGUCCUUGCCCUGAUGAUGUGGCUCUCUAUAUGAACGGCAUGCUAUCAAUGGAAACUGAAAGCGAAGAAGAUAGUAGUGAGGAAAGCAGAGAAGACGGUUCCACACCAGGUCAACCAACAAGUGUUCCAGUUGAUCCCUCAACUGCAGCAGUUACGUCACGAACAACGACACCAACAACGGGAACUGCGUCACCAACUACGUUGCAAACAACAACGCCAACUACGGCGACAGCAACAGCAACGGCGCCAACAACAACAGCAACGGCGCCAACAACAACACCAAUAACAAUGCCAAUUGGCUCUGGGGCAACUGCACAAAGUGUACCAACACAACGUACACCCCCAUAA